GGCAAAUGCAAAGCAGGAGGGCAGGGAGGCUGAAAUUACAGAGGCAGUGAUUGGAGCACAAGGAGGAAGGAAGUGCAGAAUUACAGAGGCAGUGAUUGGAGCAGAAGGAAGUGCAGAAUUACAGAGGCAGUGAUUGGAGCAGAAGGAGGAAGGAAGUGCAGAAUUACAGAGGCAGUGAUUGGAGCAGGAGGAGAAAGGAAGUGCAGAAUUACAGAGGCAGUGAUUGGAGCAUGAGGAGGAAGGAAGUUGAGAAUUACAGAGGCAGUGAUUGGAGCAGAAGGAGGAAGGAAGUGCAGAAUUACAGAGGCAGUGAUUGGAGCAGAAGGAAGUGCAGAAUUACAGAGGCAGUGAUUGGAGCAGAAGGAAGUGCAGAAUUACAGAGGCAGUGAUUGGAGCAGAAGGAGGAAGGAAGUGCAGAAUUACAGAGGCAGUGAUUGGAGCAGGAGGAGAAAGGAAGUGCAGAAUUACAGAGGCAGUGAUUGGAGCAGAAGGAAGUGCAGAAUUACAGAGGCAGUGAUUGGAGCAGAAGGAGGAAGGAAGUGCAGAAUUACAGAGGCAGUGAUUGGAGCAGAAGGAGGAAGGAAGUGCAGAAUUACAGAGGCAGUGAUUGGAGCAGAAGGAGGAAGGAAGUGCAGAAUUACAGAGGCAGUGAUUGGAGCAGAAGGAGGAAGGAAGUGCAGAAUUACAGAGGCAGUGAUUGGAGCAGAAGGAAGAAGGAAGUUGAGAAUUACAGAGGCAGUGAUUGGAGCAUGAGGAGGAAGGAAGUUGAGAAUUACAGAGGCAGUGAUUGGAGCAGAAGGAGGAAGGAAGUGCAGAAUUACAGAGGCAGUGAUUGGAGCAGAAGGAGGAAGGAAGUGCAGAAUUACAGAGGCAGUGAUUGGAGCAGAAGGAAGAAGGAAGUUGAGAAUUACAGAGGCAGUGGUUGGAGCAGAAGGAGGAAGGAAGUUGAGAAUUACAGAGGCAGUGAUUGGAGCAGGAGGAGAAAGGAAGUGCAGAAUUACAGAGGCAGUGAUUGGAGCAGGAGGAGGAAAGAAGUACAGAAUUACAGAGGCAGUGAUUGGAGCAGAAGGAGGAAGGAAGUUGAGAAUUACAGAGGCAGUGAUUGGAGCAGAAGGAGGAAGGAAGUUGAGAAUUACAGAGGCAGUGAUUGGAGCAUGAGGAGGAAGGAAGUUGAGAAUUACAGAGGCAGUGAUUGGAGCAGAAGGAGGAAGGAAGUGCAGAAUUACAGAGGCAGUGAUUGGAGCAGAAGGAGGAAGGAAGUGCAGAAUUACAGAGGCAGUAAUUGGAGCAGGAGGAGGAAAGAAGUGCAGUAUUACAGAGGCAGUGGUUGGAGCAGAAGGAGGAAGGAAGUUGAGAAUUACAGAGGCAGUGAUUGGAGCAGAAGGAGGAAGGAAGUUGAGAAUUACAGAGGCAGUAAUUGGAGCAUGAGGAGGAAGGAAGUUGAGAAUUACAGAGGCAGUGAUUGGAGCAGAAGGAGGAAGGAAGUGCAGAAUUACAGAGGCAGUGAUUGGAGCAUGAGGAGGAAGGAAGUUGAGAAUUACAGAGGCAGUGAUUGGAGCAGAAGGAGGAAGGAAGUGCAGAAUUACAGAGGCAGUGAUUGGAGCAGAAGGAGGAAGGAAGUUGAGAAUUACAGAGGCAGUGAUUGGAGCAUGAGGAGGAAGGAAGUUGAGAAUUACAGAGGCAGUGAUUGGAGCAGAAGGAGGAAGGAAGUGCAGAAUUACAGAGGCAGUGAUUGGAGCAGAAGGAGGAAGGAAGUUGAGAAUUACAGAGGCAGUGAUUGGAGCAUGAGGAGGAAGGAAGUUGAGAAUUACAGAGGCAGUGAUUGGAGCAGAAGGAGGAAGGAAGUGCAGAAUUACAGAGGCAGUGAUUGGAGCAGAAGGAGGAAGGAAGUUGAGAAUUACAGAGGCAGUGAUUGGAGCAGAAGGAGGAAGGAAGUUGAGAAUUACAGAGGCAGUGAUUGGAGCAGAAGGAGGAAGGAAGUUGAGAAUUACAGAGGCAGUAAUUGGAGCAGAAGGAGGAAGGAAGUUGAGAAUUACAGAGGCAGUGAUUGGAGCAGAAGGAGGAAGGAAGUUGAGAAUUACAGAGGCAGUGAUUGGAGCAGAAGGAGGAAGGAAGUGCAGAAUUACAGAGGCAGUGAUUGGAGCAGGGUUAGGGCACACACACUGCACCGUUAAUGCCCCAGCGUGUCCCUAUUGUUACUCCUGCCCCUUUCACCCCAUUUGUUUCCC
Molecule: messenger RNA, 2228 nt
Organism: Xenopus laevis (African clawed frog)
Lineage: Eukaryota; Metazoa; Chordata; Amphibia; Anura; Pipidae
Product: trichohyalin-like
Exons: 3
Coding region: 750-2174 (474 amino acids)
Source: RefSeq, a predicted model, not a curated record